UUGGACCCGCCGGAGCUGGCUGGAGAAGCGAAAGGACGCGAAAUUCUGAACGCAAAGAUGUUUCUUUUAUUAUAAAGUGUAGCGGAGAAAAGGACCCCGAAAUAACCACCAGUGAUAGAAAUUAGUAUCAGUUGAGCCCUCUCACACUUCACUCUAGCCUCAGUUCUAGCGGAGUAGGCUAGACAGGUAUUAUUGCUAUUUUACAGAUGAGGAAGUUGAGAUUUGGCCACUAAAAAGCUGUAGAGGCAGAGUUUCAGCAGAUUCAUUGGAGAAACACUGGAAUGAGCCGGCGUUAGUGGAGCGGAGGGGAGAGAAGAAAGUUGAGAUGGUGAGCUGGGGUAUUUUUACGGGCUGACGGUAGAACCUCGGAGGACCUGAAAAAUUGACAAGAAUUGAUAGUAUUAGCAAUUUGUAAUGGCGUUAUACCUGCCGCUGGCUGAAACAAAAUUUGUUGUUUCUUACAGUCUCUCCAGUUAUUUUAAGGCGAUAAGCUUAUUUUUUAUAGGCGUAGAGGAACUUUAGUGUGUUCGUGCUGCCAGUCACUCGGCUCUUUGGGAGAGGCAGAAUCAAGUAGUACAGAUCUUCCUCCACUUACCGUAGGGUUAUGUCCAGAUAAAGCCAUGUAAGUGGAAAAUACAUUACUACACCUAACCUGGGAACAUCAUGGCUUAGCCCAACCUACCUUAAACUUGCUCAGAACACUUACAUUAGCCAACAGUUGGGCAAAGUCAUCUAACACAAAGCCUAUUUUUAUUAUAAAGUGUUGACCAUCUUGUGUAAUUUACUGAAUAUUGUACUGAAAGUGAAGAGCAGAAUAGUUGUAUGGGUACAGAAUGGUUGUAAGUGUACCGGUUGUUCACCAGGUGGCUAACUGGGAGCUGUGGUUGCUACCACUGUACAGCAUGAAGAGAGAGUAUCGUACUGCAUGUACAUAGCCCCGGGAAAAGAUCAAAAUUCAGAAUUCGAAGUACGUUUUCUACUGAAUGUAUAUCGCUUUCAAGCCAUUGAAAAGUUGAAAGGGGAACUGUUAUACGUGCAGGACCCUCUGUAGUUAAAAGCAGGAACUAACUUCAAACUACCCAGGCUCAAAUUCUGACUCUGCCCUUUACUUGUUCUGUGACCUUGGCCAAUGUAGCCUAUAUGCUUCACUUUACUCAUCUGCAAAAUAGCAAUGAUAAAUCUAUUAUGAGAGAUAAAAAUGAGUUAGUACAUGUAAAAUGCUUAGAACAAUGCCUGGCUUGGAGUCAGGCACUAGUUCAGUGUUCACAUAUUAUUUUGUUUCAUUUGCUUCAGAGUGAUAGGCAAUGUAACUCCCACGCAGGCCGCAUCUCACUUCAAUUUCACAUGCUAAAUACUAUCAAUAUUUGAGAAUGUGGAGACUAUUUUAAUCGGGCUAGUUGCAGGAAAAGGUCACUUUGUAGAGGUGCCAUUUGAGUUAAGUAAAUCCUUCAUGAUGAGAAGGAUCAGCCAGAAUAUCAUCUGCAGGAGAGGAAAAGUCUUUCAUGCAGAAGGAGCCACGUGAGCCAAGACUGAGGUUGGAUGAGCCUGACAUGGUCCGGAGACAGGAGUCGUGAAGAAGGAGGGAAGUGGACAGACCCUAUAUCCACAUGCUCAAGACAGCCGAUUGAUUUUCAAAAGGACAAGGGGAUUACAAGCAUUCUGCAGGGAUACACUGGCUCAUUUGAAGCUUUAACCUUCAAGGUUUCAAAGGAAGGAGCCGAGAUGCACGUAAGUAGAAGUCAUCAAGCAGCUGAAGAACUCCGUGGCCAGCACUGCCGGGGCGCUGCAGCCCGGGCGCCUCUCGCUGCACCGGGAGCCUUGGGGCUUCUCCCACGAGCAGGGGGUGUGACCGGCGCCGCGCGGACACUGGCAGGAGGGCAUGGAGCUGUUCGGGCACCGAGCUGGGUCUCGGCAUCGAUUCUCUGGCCGCCCGGGUUCGAGGGCCAGGCUCGGCUGCCUCGCUGGCAGGUCCGUUUGGAGGUGGGAGGGGUUGGCAAAGGGGCGAGUUUCUCCGCUCCUCCGGGAGGCUAGGGGUUCGCGGCGCGCGGGGAUGUCAGGGACGGCGGGUGUCUGGGGUCUGGGCUGGUGCUGUGCUCUUAGGGAGGGACCCUAAGCUUUUCCGGGGCGGGGAAAGAUGCAGAAAAGAGAGAAGUUUAGCUUUUGGAGCCAGAAUGGCUUUGAGACCCUGCAAGCUCUUCUUCCAGUCCAACUGCAAUUUAUCUUGUACCCAAGGGGUACAACACUAAAUUAUUCAGAUAAUUCAGUUAUCUGAAUUGGAAGUCCAGCCGCUUCCAAACAAAAUCGAAUGUCAUCCUAACCUUUGGGACAGGAGGCAGGAAGAAACAGGGCGCACUCGAAGUAUUCCAAACACUGCUUUAAGUAUCUUUGUUCUUCGGAGAUGCUAAAUGGGAUUCAACUGGCGGUGCCAAGGAGCGAGGACUCAGGGGCCCAUUUUUUUAUGGGGAAGCUCCUCUUCCCCUUGAUCCCUACUCCUAUUCUAGACGCCAACCCCGUAGGAGCCUGCGGAUUGCCGCGGCGGUAGGUUUAGAUUCUGAAACAGCAGGAGGGUGAGCGUUAGAGUGGGAGCCAUUGGGAGAGUCCUUGGAGUUGCCAUGGAGGGCUGGAGAAAGGAGGCAGUUUAGGCAUUGUAGGGCAACGGGAAAAGGACAGGAAGAAUGUAGGCUGUCCUACGUGAUUCGAACAUCUUCGGGAAGAUUGACGGGCACGAGUAAACUGCUCACCAGUGUGCCCUAAGUACGCUCGGGGCAAUGUUAGUCUGGGAAAUAACUUCAUCUUCCAGAUGCUUUUUCCUCGGUUUAUGCCGUCUCAAGUUCUGGAGCCGAGCUGCUGCUCUGGGCUGGGGUGUGGAGGACCGCGGAUGCAGUUACAAGCCGGGUAACCGGGCUGGAAACACCAGAGAUGGACGUUUUCUGCGACGCAGUGCCACGGGUGUCCAGAGGUUUAAAUCACCCCUGACUCUUCUAGACAGGAGACUAUAGAGAACUCAGGGUGAGUAGUUUGCUGCCAUCCCAGUAUUAAGCCAAUCUCUUUGCUGGUUCUACUGACUGAGUUUCCUACGAAAAGAGUGGUUGCCUUUCUCUCUUGUGGCCAGUGCCAUUUUAUAACCUCCUCAGAAUCUAAUUCAUUAACUACUAAGUUCCCAUUUAUCCAGGCAAAAAUGAAUAUUUAUUCCUAUUACCCAAUCUCUGCCUGGAACUUGGCCCUAAAAUCUGGGAAUUAAGGACUCUCACAAGUUCUCUCAGAACUUGCUGCUGUUGACCUCCUGCUUUGCCCUUGCUUUGUUAGAGAUCUUGCUUUUGAAACUUUGACAUCUCUACAUGAGCUGCCCUGUUCCAUUCAUUUAUUCAAUCCUCAUUUUUAAGAACCCAACAUAGAUCGAUCUCUCACAUUAGAACUACUUUUGAACUCAAAUUUUGCGCUACCUGUAUGCGUUUUUAAUCUAGCCCUCUGACACCCACAAUGGCCUAGGUGCCAGGCUUGUACACAUUGGCUGCUCUAUCCACCACACCCUGGUGCUGACAAUCACUCCAUCAAGUCUGUUUUUGAAGACAGUGUACAUAUGAACUAGGCAUUAAAACAUUUUGAAAAGUCAGGAACAUUUAAGAUAACUGCUCAUUAUAUAAGUGUAACUUGAUUAUAGAAAAUUGCUGUGUUUUAUUUUCAAUAUAAGGUUUUUAGUGACUCUUCAGCAACGUUAGAAACUGAGUUGAAUUUCUUACAUUAUAUGGAAAUGGGCCAUAAUUCGAUUGUUACAUAAUAUUAGUAUUCUGUUUCAACUGUUCUUAUUUCAUUGUUGUUUCUAAAUUUCAGCUGUUUAAAAAGACUUCAAAUCUUAUUAGGAUAAUCUUGAUUGUUUCACUGAUUUCCAAACUUGUAAGUGCAAUGAAUCUGCAGUUCUACUUGGAAAGAUAAUCAUUUUAAGUUGAAUGAGAAUGACAUCACAAUCAUACCUGUGAAAUCUAAAAUGUCUAAUAAAGUAGAUUCCUAUGUCUGAACUUCAAUUUUAAGGCACAGCUGUGGAUGCAGGACUGAUGCCAUCUGGUGCGAGUCCACAGAAUAAGAGAGAAAAUUUACCUAGGGUGUGCCAUGCACUGGCUUUUCUGGGAAUGACAAGGUGCCAGGAUUUGUUUUUGGUUCACUUGCAGGGGUGGAAACUUGGAACUAGGUUCCAAGAUGGUUGUUACAGUUCCCUUCAAGAAGAUGGAGGGAACCCAAAGGGAAAACAGAGCAUGCCAGUUUGAGUCCACUUCCGUUUAAAGAGCUUUCGGCAGCCCAGCAACUUUUGCUUACAUCUCAUUGGCCAGACUAUGUCAUUGGCUCCUGCUAUGUCUUAAGAUUGGCUGAGAAAGGUAGUUUUUGUAGCUGGACAUACAACUGCCUUCAACAAAAAUCUGAGUUCUCUCGAUAAGGAAGAAGAUAAUGGUGGAUCUUGGGUGAACAACUUGUAGUCUGUGCCCUGGAUACAAAAUACAGUAGUAAAGAAGCAUGAUGCUUGAAACAUAUCAAAACUGUAGCUCCUUCACAACUGGCAACUCCAAGCAACACUGCUGUACUCUGAGAGAGUGAGUAGAGUGAAGACGUGUUAGGUUUUCUCAUGAAACACUUACCAGGACUGCCCUUCUCUCUCAGCCCUUGCCCCUAUCAGGCUUUUCUAGAGGAAGAUGCUGGGAAGCUGCACACUGUCUUGGAGGACAUAAUCUCUUCAUGGAGGUUUGAAAUGGGAUGAGGAAUGUUCUACCUUGCUACUUCCACAUCAGCUUCAUUUAUCUCUUCUCUGAUUUUCCUCACAAAUUUUUGGUGGAAUCUAGUUGUGUAUUUGAUCCCCAUAAAAGGAUCAUUUCUUUCAUGCACUGGGGAGGGUAAUCUAUGUGAAGAAAGGCUACUUUACUCCCUUCUGUGACUCCACCACCAAUCUAGGAAUAUCCUGGAAGAAUUGCUUCUCAGAGCUGCUUCCAUAAGCAGCCUACAUCCUGGCUAAGCAAAGGGAGAAGAAACACUUCCCACAUCCAGGGCUGUCCAAAAGAACUUUCUGUGAUGACAGAAAUGUUCUAUAUUUGAACUGUCUUAUAUGGUAGCCACUAGCCACAUGUGGUUGGCAAACACUUGAAAUGUGGCUACUGUGAUUGAGGAGGUAAAUUUUAAUUUUAUUUACUUUUAAAUAAUUUAAAUGUAAAUAGCCACAUGUGGCCAGUGUCUAUUGUGCUGUAGAGCAUAGUACCUACCUUUCUCUUUCCUGCGUUUUAGAACUUGCUGGGUGUGUGUAUGGGGAAGGGGGUGGUUAGAGCCACUACGUAAGUCACAUGCUUGGUGUUCCAUGGUCUUCACUGUUCCACCUUGCCAUUGAACUUGUCUCUCAGAGGCAAAGGAAACAUGGUAUUUUGGAACUAAAUUCAAGAUGUUAACUUGACAUUUACACAUUGAACGUAUGUAUAAGUGGAAUGGUCUCCUGGGAACAGAUCCUGUGAUUGAUUUUAGUAAUAAAUGAUGAUGGGAAAGGGGUAGUGCUGGUCAUUUAACAUUCCUAGUGAACAUUAUGUGUUCCUAGUCAAAGUCAGCAGAGAUUAUUUUAUUCUGUUGUGUAAUUCAUUCUGUGUUACUUUAUUUUUUUAAUAUUGUGGUUGCUAAAUGAUACUUCAUGUCUGUUUUUCAAAAUACUUCGUGGUUUAUACUUUUAAAAGGCUGUGAAAUAAAAAAAUAAUUAUAUGUAACUCA
This is a messenger RNA of Aethalodelphis obliquidens (Pacific white-sided dolphin), 5733 nucleotides long. RefSeq names its product small integral membrane protein 43 (gene SMIM43). The record is from RefSeq and is a predicted model, not a curated record. NCBI's taxonomy places the organism in Eukaryota, Metazoa, Chordata, Mammalia, Artiodactyla, Delphinidae. The transcript is spliced from 5 exons.